Botrytis deweyae is the source of this 1389-nucleotide messenger RNA. RefSeq lists its product as uncharacterized. Lineage: Eukaryota; Fungi; Ascomycota; Leotiomycetes; Helotiales; Sclerotiniaceae. The coding region runs from base 1 to 1389 and encodes 462 amino acids. The transcript is spliced from 3 exons. The record is from RefSeq and is a predicted model, not a curated record.
AUGAAACGACCUUACAGCACUGGCCUACCCUUCCCUCGGGCUGCUCCGGUUUCUCGGGCUAAAAGGGCUGAUAGCUUAUAUUCUUCUGACGGAGAAAUUGCAAUCGACGCACGACGCUCUGACAUGACUUUCAAAUCUGGUCUCUCGGACAAGACUAUCUCCGUUAACAUACAGAGGGCACAAACGGCAUGCGAGCUCUGUAGGAAGCAAAAGAAACGUUGUACCCAUGUCGGUGACGCAAAGUUGAGGGUGUUAAAUCAAGAACAAACGACUCAUACCUAUAACCAAAAUACCAGUAUCCGUAGUUCUGAGCUUGGAAAGGAUAUCAUCGAAGUUGAUAAUAAUUCUAUUCCAUCAUCUGCAGCCUCGUCGAGUGCCAAACUAAAUUCUGGUCUGCAACAGAGUACACAAGAAAGAUCCGCUUUACAAGAGCACACGAAAAGUCUUAGGGGCAUGGACGCAUCUUCGAAGCUCAUUGUUGAUCAAUCAUGCAUGACACCAGGCGUCCCGAAUUUGGAAAGGGUCAGGGCUAAGGUCGAGAGUCUAGGGAUUGAUUAUCCUGACGACCUACCAUACAUCCUCAAGUAUGAACUCCGAACUCUGAACCUGAGAUGUCAAGAAUGUCUCUGCGAUAUAAAUCUUCGUGGGGGCGUUGGAAACAUCGGAAAGCACGCGUAUAGUCUACACCAUGCACAUUACGUCGAGCUCAGGCUAAGAGACCUAGAAGAGGAAGGUUUCCAGAGGACAUUAAAUCAAAAGGUUAGGGAACGGACAGCGCACUUGGAUAGUCGGGGAAAAUGGAGAAGAGAGAUCUCAACACAGAAGCGUUCGGAAUCUACUCUGUGCAGCGACCUCGAAGAUGAAUCAGAUUCGGAGUAUGGGCAAUUUCAGUCAAAGCGUCCACGGGUAACAGACACCUUCUCUACCAAGUUGGCUUCUGAUGAUCUUCAUUCUGAUGUCAGAAGAUCAAACAAAGCUUUGAUGCGAUUCCAAGUCGAUAGAUUAGAGGACGAGAUUGACAAGGUAGAAAAAAAAAGGAUUUCCCCUCAUCAGAGGGCACUUGAGAAGAUAAGUAACUCGAAAAAGGAGCUUCAAGAAGUCAAGGUGUCUCAGUCUCAGUCGCAACCGCACACUGAUCGAGUUGCUACAUUGCAAGAAGAGGUCGAUACCCUCAGGGCAGAAGUCUCCAAUCUGGCUGGUCUUGUCGAAACUCAUGAGCUACCUACCAGUCACGGUAGCACUGCUAACGACGCCGCCCUCAUCGAGGAUCUGAAGAAGUCCAAGGGGACGAUUAUGAAGCGCCUGGCUACCUCUGAGGAACGAUUGGCUGCUUUGGAGGAACAGAACGACAGACUCAUUUCUAAGAUCAAGGAACUAGAAAGAAGAUAA